Neofelis nebulosa (Clouded leopard) is the source of this 1378-nucleotide messenger RNA. RefSeq names its product VPS37C subunit of ESCRT-I (gene VPS37C). The record is from RefSeq and is a predicted model, not a curated record. Gene Ontology annotation, biological process: ubiquitin-dependent protein catabolic process via the multivesicular body sorting pathway; protein targeting to vacuole; protein targeting to membrane. NCBI's taxonomy places the organism in Eukaryota, Metazoa, Chordata, Mammalia, Carnivora, Felidae. Gene Ontology annotation, cellular component: ESCRT I complex.
AUACAGACUCCUGGAUAUGUGUCCUGAGUGUGCCUUUGCCUUGACCUCAAUCCUGACCCUUCCUAAACGGAUGAUUGAAGCUGCCAGCUCAGCUUGCUCCGUGCAGAUUAGCCAGUGUCGGGUGUGGGGAGGCCAACAGCUGCAGGCUGAGCACCUUCCUGAAUCACCUGAACAGUGGGGGCAGAGGAAGAAGGAAAUGGCAGGGAGGAUGGAGACACUAAAAGGCAAGACCUUGGAGGAGCUGGAGGAAAUGCAGAACGACCCGGAGGCCAUUGACCGGCUGGCCCUGGAGUCCCCUGAGGUCCAGGACCUGCAGCUGGAACGAGAGAUGGCUCUGGCCACCAACCGCAGCCUGGCUGAGCGGAACCUGGAGUUUCAAGGUCCCCUGGAGAUCAGCCGCUCAAACCUCUCGGACAAGUACCAGGAGCUGCGGAAGCUCGUGGAGCGGUGCCAGGAGCAGAAGGCGAAGCUGGAGAAGUUUGCUUCAGCACUGAAGCCAGAGACCUUGUUAGACCUUCUGCAGAUCGAAGGCAUGAAGAUUGAAGAAGAGUCUGAGGCCAUGGCCGAGAAGUUCCUGGAGGGCGAGGUGCCCUUGGAAACGUUUCUGGAGAACUUCUCCUCCAUGAGGAUGCUGUCUCACCUGCGCAGGGUGCGCGUGGAGAAGCUUCAGGAUGUGAUGAGGAAGCCCAGAGUUUCCCAGGAGCCGGCUGGUGACGCCCCUCCUCCGCGCCCCCCGCCCCCCGCCCGCCCGGCCCCCCCGGCGACACCCCCUGUGGCCGAAGAGCCGCCCCCGCCACCGGCGGCCGUGCCUCCCUACCCUUUGCCCUACAGCCCGUCUCCUGGCAUGCCUGUGGGCCCCACCGCCCAAGGCGCGCUCCAGCCGGCCCCCUUCCCCGUGGUGUCCCAGCCCUCCUUUUCCUACAGUGGGCCUCUGGGCCCCCCUUACCCGUCAGCCCAGCCGGGACCCCGGGCUGCCGCGGGCUACCCCUGGUCCCCACAAAGGAGCACGCCCCCCCGGCCAGGCUAUCCCGCGGCCCCCACUGCUGCCUCUGGCCCCGGAUACCCCUUGGCGGGGAGCCGGGCCCCCAGCCCUGGCUAUCCUCAACAGGCCCCUUACCUCUCGACUGGAGGAAAACCUCCUUACCCAACACAGCCCCAGCUCCCCAUCUUCCCAGGCCAGCCCCAGCCCUCAGGCGUCCCCCAGCCGCCCUACCCUCCCGGGCCUGCCCCUCCCUAUGGGUUUCCAGCACCUCAGGGGCCCUCCUGGCCCGGGUAUUAGACACAGUCCCGGCCCUCGGCCCUUCCCUACUUCUCCUUGUACCGCAACCUUUGGCCCGCCCACCACUGAGAUUCGAGGUUAAAUUGCAGGUGGACUUGG